CGAGCAUGGGCUCCUCAGGGGCCGCAGCAGGCUGGGGGCUCCUGGAUUACAAGACAGAGAAAUAUGUGAUAACCAGGAAUUGGCGGGUGGGCGCCCUGCAGAGACUGCUGCAGUUCGGGAUUGUGGCCUAUGUGGUGGGGGGGCUUUCCUUCCCAAUAAAGGCUACCCAGGAGCGGGACCUCGAGCCCCAGAUUUCUGUCAUCACCAAACUCAGUGGGAUUUCUGUGAUUCAGAUCAAGGAGCUUGGGAAGCAGCUGGAGGAUAUAGCUGACUACGUGAAGCUCUCACAUGCCCCAUGGCGACUUGAAGGCCUGGAGUUCAUCUUGUGUUUUCAAGGCAUAAAAACAGACCGGUGUGUGGCGUUCAAUGGGAACCAUAAGACCUGUGAGAUCUGGACUUGGUGCCCGGUGGAGAGUGGCACAGUGCCCACGAAGUCCCUGUUCAUUCAGGCCCAGAACUUCAGACUAUUCAUCAAAAACAGUGUCAUCUUCAGCAAGUUCAACUUCUUCAAUUAA
Molecule: messenger RNA, 515 nt
Organism: Otolemur garnettii (small-eared galago)
Lineage: Eukaryota; Metazoa; Chordata; Mammalia; Primates; Galagidae
Product: P2X purinoceptor 6-like
Exons: 4
Coding region: 6-515 (169 amino acids)
Cellular component (GO): nuclear inner membrane
Molecular function (GO): extracellularly ATP-gated monoatomic cation channel activity
Source: RefSeq, a predicted model, not a curated record